This is a messenger RNA of Ostrinia nubilalis (European corn borer), 4541 nucleotides long. RefSeq lists its product as uncharacterized. NCBI's taxonomy places the organism in Eukaryota, Metazoa, Arthropoda, Insecta, Lepidoptera, Crambidae. Bases 1 to 915 code for a protein of 304 amino acids. The record is from RefSeq and is a predicted model, not a curated record. The transcript has 7 exons.
AUGCCGAAAAAGACUGGGACCUUCAGGACACCAGCAGAAGUUAUGUUCGGAACUGCCAUUAAUGGGGACAUAAAUUCGUCACUUGAGGAAAUCUCGUCAGAGACUCGAGAAACCACAGAUUUAGAUACUAUUAGGAAAGAAGUAAAAGAUAAAAUUGAUAGUGAACAAGUUAAACAGAAGGCUUAUUACGAUAAGGAUAGGCGCCCUGCACACAUGUAUAAAGAAGCAAGCACCAACCUAGUGGGCAAGUUCACGCAGAGCGUCCGCCGGAUAGUACAAGACGUCAAGGAUGAAGGCACUUCAAGCGGGCAGACGAAAGAGGAGGUGAUAGAAACCAACGAGCGACUGCGCAACGUGCGCGUGCGCCUCGACGAGAACUACGACACGGCGAAGAAGGCGCUUGUCACGCUCAUGGCGCGCUACAGCGAGUCCAAGGCUCAGAGGAACGUCUUCACCAGAUACGCCAUGCUGAAGGCCAUGAUAAAGGACGUGAUCCGCCUGGAGACGCAGUACUGGUCGCUGGUGGAGAUCCCUCGGCAGGAGAAGGCGGAGACGGUGCCCGCGUUCGUGCUGCGAGCGUGCGCCAUCAUGGAGAAGACGCAGAAGUCUGGAGAAGGCGUGAAGACUUCCUCGAAGCUGGCCGAGGAAGCGGCUGACAGGCGCGAGCGGAUAGAACGACUCAAUGAUAUGACAACAUCCCAGAUUGAGGCGGAGAACACCCAGAUGACAAACGACCUCUACCGGCUGCUGAAGAAGUACACAGGGCUUAGGAACCUCAUCAGAGAGCUCAAGUCAGAGUACGUCAGCUCCAAGGUGUACCCGAUGUUCCCGCGGUACACCAUGUUGAAAGACAUGAUCAAGGACAUCAUGCACGACCCUGACUACAUGGAGGUAUGCCAUGAGGUGGACCCAUAGCGCGGGGUGCGCAAAUAGAUGAGGAGUUCGUUCACCGACCGCCAGAGGUCGUGUCGUCGUUAGGCUUGAAGCAAAGAUGGCGGACUGUCACUUCAAAUGCAACUGGAAAAUUAGAAUUUUAAUUAUGUUUUAGAAGCAAUAAUUUACCGAAAGAUGCGGCUUUUGUAUUCAGAAUAGAAAUCAUAAGGUAAUGCAAUAAUGUGAGCAAUUUCAGUGAGUAGGUAAUUAUUUGGCAAGAUGGUGAACUGAUUUCCUGAAAGUUAAAACUCUACACGUAAGGAUAAUUACAGAAACACGUUAAGAGAAAAAGAUCAUGUUCAUUGAACAGCCUGAGAAUGGAAUCACAUGCUUCGUAGAUGCUUUAGAAAAAGAAAACAUAUUAAUGUACCUACUGUCUAGCAGUUACUGCUACAAAUGACGCAAGAAUUUUCGAUCGUAUUUUAUGCUUCGGCUUUCUAUUGCAUGUUCUAAGCUUUGGUGAAACGCUUUCGUGUGUGCAUCAUUUGGAAAACUUAAAUCUUGUGAAGUUUUGUGUUUUUAAUUAUUUCGUUCGAAGAAGUUCGUUGGUUUUGAAGAUGACAGUUCGAUGGCGGUGGUAGGGACGAGUACUCAUUUAUUUUGCGCUACUUUGAUUGGACUGUAUCUUUAGUUGUAAGUUUAGAUUCGUAUUUAGUGUUAGUACUCGUCGUCAAUUCGAUGUCGUUUGUUUCCGUUGUACAUAUUACUUUCCUGUAUUACUAAGUUAUUUGAAGCCUAUUUUAUUGUUAAACUUGUCUAUAUUCCGAUAACUGACUGUCGUAGAAAAUUCUGUAUAGCAUUUAGAUUUAGUUCAGUCUUUGUAGUAUUUUUUCGUUUGCCUUGUCUUACUCGCCUCGCUUAUUUAUCGUCUUUGUAUUAUUAGAUUCUAGAUACAUAUCUACUGAAAACUAUCAUAUAUCAAAAGUACAUAUAAUAACUGAUCAUAUCUCUUUUCUAGUUUGACUGGAAUGUAUGUCUAUUUAUACUAUCACAUUAUACAUUUCUAAAACGCUUGUUAUUUGUGUAAUCUGUAACUUAGUAAAUGUGCAUUUGUAUGUAUGAUGAUGUUAUGCCAUUGAAUGUGUUCAAUGUUACAAGUAAAGUAAUAUUUAUAGCUCUUCUUGCUAGAAUUGUAUUGUUUAUGUACGAUCUAAAACCCAUACUAUUUUUGUAGUCUCUUUAGGAACUUUUGCGUUUGGUUUAAAGUUUCAAAAACUUUAUAUCUUUCCAUAAGUAUCCUCUUUUAAGAAGUCUUCAUCAUUUAAUUUCGAUAGCAAUAACGGUAUUUAUCUUAUAAAGCUUGGCGCUUCUUGUAAAAUGUCUGUUAGAUAUUUAUAAUCCCAAUUAGUAUAAAUUACUUAGAUAAGAAAAACAAAAUUGCAGUGCGUUGACGGAUUUGGGAAAAUCUAGAAAUCGCAUAAUUAUAAAUUAUACGUUUUAUGUAAAAAAUAAUUACUUUGUAUCGUUGGAAAUGUACAAACUGUGAUUAUAUUCGAAUUCUUUUGAUUACUAUGUCUUUUAGACAAUUAUUAAGGCAUACUUAGGGGAUAUAUCCUGCUUCUAAUGUAUGAAAACUCAUAAAUAACAAGUAAAAUACUUUAAGUAAAUUAAUUUCAGAUAAUUGCCAAAUUAUGUAAAUUAUUAUUCUAAAGUGUAAUGUAUACUUAAUGGUUAUUUAUUUAAAAUUGUUAAUAAGCUAAGCUUUGUGUAAUAAAUAUACAAUCAUGAAAGCAAAAUAGUGAGGCCGAUUUGGUAGAAUAGAUAACAUAGUGAUAUAUCAAUAUCACUUACAAUAGUAAUAGAUUUAUUGUUGUAAACGUAAAAAUAUAUAGAUAUGUACCCAAUUUUUUUGCUUACCAAAGUAGACAAUUUUAACACACUUUUUUCAGGACAAUUUUCGAUAAGAUGUAUUGUGUUAUUUCACAGAUCUAAAUACUUUAAUUGCUUAGUUCAAUAUAACACAUUUCCAUGCAGUACCUAACUUUAAACAAUUUAUUCAUACCUUUUAUACAUACCUACUUAGUUAUUUUACUUAUGAUUUAUAGUAUAGUAUACUUAAGAAAUCAUUUACCUAUAGCGGUGUUCCUUCCCACAUCCCACAUAGUAUUUGGUUUUGUUAUUUUAGAAAAAUAUUUACAUUAUAUGGAAUUAGAUAAUAAAAUUAAUCAAAAAGUAUAUAAUGUAGGUAAAUUAUAAAUGUCGAAUACUGCCAUCGUAUUAAGACGAAUAAAUAAAUGUAUUGUUAGUAUUAUGGAAAGACUUGACGUCUCUAGUCAGUAACGUAAGGUUUAAAGGUUUAAAGCAUUUUACAAUCAUGUUUAUUUAAUAAUUAAGUAAUACAUUCCUCAGUAUUCAAUAUAAUCCAUAUUAAGGUAAGUUCGCCUAACAAAACCUUAUAAUGUAUUAUUAUAAUUAUUAAUAGUCCCAUACUUUUACCAAACUCAGUAAAAUUUUUAAAAAAUGCGUGUAGAGUCACAGCUAGCUACGCUACAUUUUCAGGUGCAUUAUAUUACCUUAGCGUAAACUGACAAAGUAUGGGUAAUUUGGGAUAUAAUUUUGUCAAACUUAAUUUCCUUACCAAAAUCUUAGAGCUAACGUUAGAAUAAUCAAUCAACAGUCCAUUUUGAGGUUUUUGUCAUAAAAUAAAAUAACCUUAGGUAAAUGUUAACGAUGUUGCUUAUUGGUAGUUAUUAUGUCGUUAAAGUACUAUCGUAUAAUAUUCCAUAGGUAUUAUUAUUAUGUACUCUCAAAUGUAUUUGUUUAAGUAGAUAUAAUGCCGUAUACCUAUUCUAAUAAAUAAGUGAGUAGUGUCGUUGUUAGUGAUGAUUUGUCAAUUUUUAUUUCGUUUAUUUAACCAGUCCGAUCAUAAAAAUCUGUUUAAAAUUGACUGUGCACUAAAAAAUAAAGCAUAAAUAGGGUCCACCUUACCACUCGGUUUAUUUAAUUUACAUCGAUGACAUAAUAAUAAUCUGAUGUAUUCUAUUUCUUCUAUACUGCUUCUUCUUGUACCUAUUCUAUUUCUUCUGCUUCUUCUUCUUCUAUUAUUUAUUGCGAUUUUAAACAGAUCCUAAACGUAUAUUGUAGGAAUACCAACUAGUCAAAGUGAUAUUAUAACAUACCAAUCCUUACUACUAUACUUACUUAAAGCUCUUCUGAUCAGUUCUUUUGUUUUGCGUCUCUUUGUAUUUAACGGUUUCAUUUGACUGUCAUGAUUUAACUAGUAUACUUAUUUACUUACCAAAUUUUUUAACGAAAUAUUAAUCAUAGCUUUUCUUAGCACAAGCAACAAGUAGCAUCUACCAUCUAUCUCAAUGAAAAUUGAAAACUCGGUAAACUACAACACACAGCUAUAAAUUGUAAGAAAAACUGCUUAACUUUCGAAGACUUUUUCCAAUAUCUAUCAAUUCUGAAUGUACACCGCUUCUAUUACAUACAUAAUCAACUUUUUUAUGCUAAAGCUUAACAAACGUAAGUAAGACUUAAGUUAAUAGUCUAGAAAUGUAAUGUUGCUAACAAUAAAUUAAUAUUAAAUGGAUGCAAGGCAUUGUGUUAGAUGUAAAAUGUGUACCGAUGUGAUCUUUCGGAUAUUGUCUAAAACGCUUUGUUAC